AUGGGUUCUGUCACCCAAGCCACUUGCGCACGCAUUGCUCAACUUAGGAUUACAGGCUCGCGACCUUUUGUGGACAUUUCUGGUAUUGCUGGGUUAUUCAACAAUGGCCAAGCGGCGUCAAUUUUGCGGGAAUAUAACGCAGAGCCUCAUCACGUUCUCACAUACAGCCGCUUCAUUGAGAAGGACGCGCCCAACAUCUUUGCCGCGCUCGUCUGGCUGCAGCAGCCGCUAUCCAUCGUUACCCUAUUGGAAAACAAAAUACACGACAACCAGCUACCGCUUGACCUGAAGACAUUGCAACAGGUUCUGGACGAAAGUCAGCUUAGCAAUCAGUUUUUUGAAAUCCAGUACGAAUAUGUACCCCACUUUUUUCGAAGAGGGCUCCACCUCAACAUUGUUGAUGAGAAGGUUGUACUGCCGUUCUGUUCAGUUGAGAAGCUCUCAGAACUAAAUGGCAGUUAUGGCUUUAUGUCAAAAGUGUCGAUAUGUGCUACCUUUCACGACUUGAGUGAAAAUUUGGAUGUGGCCCAGACCUUCAUCCGGAAAGAAGUACGCCUACAAGCUGAUCCAAAUCUACCCGGAAGCUUCCAAAUCGAAAAGAAGAACUUGCAGCUUCUGCAUUGCAUCAAGCAUGAAAACAUCGUCGAACUUCUCUGCUCAUACAGCAUCGGUACAGGUACCAACAAGAGACAUUUCUUGAUCUUCAAAGAAGAACCAAUGAACCUUAAUCAGUUCUUCGAGCUUUCCAAGGCGCCCGGUCAAUUCUCGCAUGCCGAGACGUACUAUUUUGCACUACAAGACCUCGCUUCCGCGAUCCACAGCAUCCAUAAGUUCAAACUGAAUCAGGCGACAUACUCGGCAGAUUACACACGGAUUGGGUCUCACAGAGAUCUCAGACCACACAAUAUCCUCGUUCGAGCAAACACCAUGCUGAUUGCUGAUCUCGGGCUAGCGGACUUCAAAGAUCCAGACCAGGAUCAAGGAUCAAAAACUCUUUGGAAAGCCGGAAGAGGAGACUACAUCGCCCCCGAAUGCUACGGAGAUAAGUUCUCUCGCCUCGUAGUAGGACGUUCGCUAAAUAUAUGGGCAUUUGGUUGCAUGAUCGUCGAUGUAGCUACCUACAUGACAGGAGGUAGUGCUGCAUUGAGGAGCUUUUGUGAUUCGAGAAUGAGUCUUUGGCGCAACCCUGUCAGCAAUGGGUUCUUCUUCCAUGAAGAGACCCUCAAGGUUGGCGUUAUGAACCAGAUAGCGGCUCUGGAACAAGAUGAAGAUGAUCCAGCAUGCUCUGUGUUGAUGGACGCUGUUCGAAAGAUGCUUGUCCUCUUACCCGAGGAUCGCUCUUCAUCCUUGGAUGUUUGGACAAGCAUGCAACACGCCUGUUUGACCAAACUAAGCCAUCAAGUAAGUCUAGAGCUGGAGAAGUACAACAAUCUAUUGAGGUCUAGCGGCGAUAAAGGUCCAUCUCAAACAACUCUCUGGUUUGACAUGGCACGACUGUGCUCAUGGCAAGAGGUAGUCGGUGUUGCUGGGCGGUCUACCUGGAGCUCGUUCAAUUCCGUCCGAGAAUCUGUCAACGUCAAAGACGCCCAAAGCCAGAUGUUUACAGCAUGCAACCUUACCAAGGUGCAACACAGCCGAAUAAGCACUUCGAUCAAACUCGGAGAUGAGGACGACCAGGUUGCUAGUCUCCAUCUAAGCUUCCAGGAGAAGCUCACAGGACACGUACAAAAGCUAUUCGACCUCCUCCCAACACGAUUACAGAAACGAGCGGAUAAUUGGUGGACACAGCAACUUCUCAAUGGAACUGCCGAGAAGGACCUUACUAGUUUGGCUACCGAGAGUUCUGUAUCCAACAAUCAUCUGGUUCGUGAGAUUGGAAGUAGAGCUCAAGUAAAGAAAUGUUUAAAGGCGGGCUCAACGAACUCAGGCACCGAUAUCGAUGAGUCAAAGUUCUCUCUACGACUAGACAGACUCUCCGGUUAUCUUGAGCAUGGUGCGCGCCAAUAUGCGUUUUACGAAGAUGGCGUCAGCUCUGUAGCUGUCCUCGUAGAAGACAUGCUUAUCAAGGGGAGCGGAGGCGAAAGGCUUAGCGAAGAGGAAGAAAUAAUUCGCAGAGUAAACCUAGCGAGACUACUUGCAACACCAAACAAGCCACCCAGCUUCCACGUAUUAGACUGUAUCGGUUUCAUCGACGGUGGUUUCCUUCAGCCAACCAAGUUCUUUCACAGAUUACCAGAUGUUUACCAACUACCCACUGGAAAAGUCUCGGAGACUCUGAUGCCGCAAGAUUUGUUCUGGCUUCUCAAAGGCGAAGUUCCCCCUCUGGAGCAAAGAAUCGCCUUAUCACAAGUGCUUGUGACAAGUCUUCACUCACUGCAUCUAAACGGCUGGCUACAUAAGUCUUUAAAUUCGAAAAACGUUCUCCUCUUCCCUGAUACAUCCGGCAACUUUGAUCUAGCUGCGCCCAGGAUCGUGGGCUAUACGCAAAGCCGGCCAGAUGGUGACAUCUGGAACUCUGCCGGAUAUGAGGGCACAUCCCCAGGCAGUCUAUCCCGUUGCAUCCACCCGAACUACACCAGUCAGAGGCGAUGGGAAGGGAAAGCAAGAUUUCGAAGAGUCUACGAUUACUACAGCAUGGGUAUCAUUCUCUUGGAGAUCGGCCUUUGGAAACCAUACAGAGCUAUGCUGAAGCUCAAAACUGGACCCGAGGACAAACUGUUCCUAGAGUAUGCACCGCGUCUGAUUUCAUUUCUAGGAUCGGCAUACGCCGAUGCAGUCACGAAAUGUCUCCAGAUCGCGUUCAAGGAAGACACGCCAGGGGCCAGUGCGGAAGGUCAGCUCAAUGAGUUCUACAAUGAUGUUGUGGAGCCUAUAAUGGAGAUGAAGGUGUAG
Messenger RNA from Alternaria hordeiaustralica, 2892 nucleotides. RefSeq lists its product as uncharacterized. The transcript is spliced from 2 exons. Gene Ontology annotation, biological process: protein phosphorylation. Lineage: Eukaryota; Fungi; Ascomycota; Dothideomycetes; Pleosporales; Pleosporaceae. The record is from RefSeq and is a predicted model, not a curated record. Gene Ontology annotation, molecular function: ATP binding; protein kinase activity. The coding region runs from base 1 to 2892 and encodes 963 amino acids.